CUGAUUGGCUCAUUUUGGUUACUGGCCCUGAGCUCCAGCAUUUGAAAGUGUUUGGCGGAGGGCCGUUUAGGUUAGGUCUUUGUGUCGAUAACGUACAUCCUUUUAACCGCAAUGCGUGGUAUGAUUGUUUGGAAAACAUUUUAAACUUUUUUUUUUAAUUACAACAACAAAAAUAGAGGAUCAGAGUUUAAUAUCGGAUACAUAGACAUGGCAGCCCAGCGCGUUGUUGAGGUUCCAAAAGCGGCCAAACAGACUUCCAGGGUUCGCGUGGCUGUGCGCCUACGGCCCUACAUGGUCAAGCAGGACGACAAGGGUGAAGGGGCCUGCGUUAGAGGCCUGGAUUCACAGACCCUGGAGAUAAUCAACUGGAGGAACGCCACAGAGACUCUACAGUACCAAUUUGAUGCCUUCCAUGACGAGCAGGCGACCCAACAGGAGGUUUUCCUCAGUUCAGUGAAGCCCAUUCUACCCCACAUACUUAAAGGACAGAAUGCCAGUGUCUUUGCCUAUGGUCCAACUGGAGCUGGUAAGACCCACACUAUGCUGGGUGGUCCUGAGCAGCCGGGGGUGAUCCCGCGGGCAGUCCGAGAGGUCUUCAACCUGGUGAAAGCCAAAGAGAAAGAGGACAACGCCUGGGACUACAGUAUCAGCAUGUCCUACCUUGAAAUAUACAAUGAGAAGGUGCUGGACCUCUUGUGCCCCAGCGCUCAGGACCUGCCCAUCCGGGAAGACAAGGACCGUAACAUCCUCAUCCCGGGACUUACCAACACGCCUCUCACGUCCUUCUCCGACUUCCACACUCAGUUCCUCCCUGCCAGCCUCAACCGCACCACGGCCUCCACCAAGCUCAACCAGCGCUCUAGUCGCAGCCACGCCGUUCUGCUCAUUAAGGUUGUGCGGACCCAGAGGGCUGUUCAGCAACGGGUGCAGACGGGCAAGCUCUAUCUGGUGGACCUUGCUGGUUCGGAGGACAACCGGCGCACAGGCAAUAAGGGCAUCCGGCUGAAGGAGAGCGGAGCCAUCAACCUCUCCUUGUUCACCCUCAGCAAGGUGGUGGACGCACUCAGCACCGGUGGCGGAGGCAGCGGACGUGUGCCUUACCGCGACAGCAAGCUGACACGGCUGCUGCAGGACUCGCUCGGUGGUUCGGCCCACUCUGUCAUGAUCACCAACAUCGCGCCGGAGUACACGUAUUACUUCGACACUUACACAGCUCUUAACUUCGCCGCAAAGUCUAAGCAGGUCAUCAACAAGCCCUUUGUACGGGAGACUGUAACCACACCAUCUGUACAAGUGGCAGUGAAAAGAUCCAGGGAGGAGCAAGAGGCUGUGGGGUCUGGUGAGCCCCAAAAGAAGAGGCUAAAUGUCCGUAAGAAGACAGACCCGGAGGAGCCCAUUGCCCCUGCACAGCUGCACAGCUCCACGGAUCCAUCUGUACUUAGUCGGCUGAUGGCUCUGGAGAAGCUGUUGAUGGGCACCCCAGUGAAGGAAAGACUCAAACUGCAUAGAGAGAUCCAGGAGCUGAAAGAGAAGCAGAAAGAGUUUGAAAGCAACGCCAAGACACUCGAAGUGUCAGGAAAUGCCACCACUGGCAAAGUCACAGACAGCAGGUUGGCGGGAGACUCUCCUCUUUUUAGGAUGCACCUGCCCCCAUUACAAAGAAAACAGACGACGGCAGCCAGAUCUAAAAAGCAACAGGCAGUAGUGUCACCCUUACACGUUGUCCAACUGUGUCCAGUGGUCAAAAAGCCACCCACUUGCCCAAAGAAAGAGAAGCUCCAGGUCCAUAGUGAGCUCCCAGAUGGCAAGGAGAAUGUAACAGCUGUUGGCUGGGAGUCUCACCUGGACAAACUGGUGCUGGACCAGUCCAAACACAAAAUCCUGCAGGUGCUUAACUUGGGCACCCUCAAAGACCUGAAAGGACUGCAGCAGAUAGGAGACAAAAAGGCCAAGCUAAUUCUAGGCUGGAGGGAGAUUCACGGCUCCUUCACCCAGUUGGAGGAUCUAACCCAAAUUGAGGGAAUUACAACUAAAAGACUUUCGUCCUUCAUUAAGGCCAACAUUCUCAGCACUAUGGGGACGUGAUUCUUCCUCUUCCAGCGUAUUUGAUUUUUAAUUUAGCCUGUCAUUUUAUUUGAUUUUUUUGUUUUUCUCUUCUCCCAUUCUAUGACGAUUUGUGUUUGUGAGCCUAUUGUUUUAUGUUAUUAUUCUGUUUUAUUUUUAUAUUUUUGUAGUAAUUGAGGUACUCCACUCGAUGGCGCAAUUUCAACAUUCAAUAAACAUCUCUACUAUGUAUUUGUCCUUA
This is a messenger RNA of Esox lucius (northern pike), 2305 nucleotides long. It is a transcript of the gene kif22, whose product is annotated as kinesin family member 22. Gene Ontology annotation, biological process: mitotic spindle organization; microtubule-based movement. Lineage: Eukaryota; Metazoa; Chordata; Actinopteri; Esociformes; Esocidae. The coding region runs from base 208 to 2085 and encodes 625 amino acids. Gene Ontology annotation, molecular function: microtubule binding; microtubule motor activity; ATP binding. The transcript is spliced from 13 exons. The record is from RefSeq and is a predicted model, not a curated record.